AUGGAGCCCAACAAAGCCGUCAACUCAGUGGCUAUUCAUCUCGAGGAACGCCAUGGCGGCGCAGUCGGCCAUGAUCGAGAGAUAAAGAAGCCCAUCGCUCUGGACGAGGUUCACGGCGACGAAGCCGUUAAGGUGAUCGCUUCAUACAGCGGAGGCGAAGAAUGGACCGCUGAAGAAGAGAAACAACUGGUGAGGAAGAUCGACCGACGACUGCUGAUAUUCUUGUGCCUGUCCUACGGCUUUCAAUAUUAUGACAAGGCAAUGUUUUCACAGGCUGCGAUCUUUGGCAUGAGAGACGACCUCAAUCUGACCGUCGGCAAUCGUUACUCCUUCUCGGCCUCCAUCUUCUAUCUGGGCUUUAUUUGCGGUGCCUACCCCGCUGUGGUCCUGUCCCAGCGCUUCCGCGUCCGGUACGUGGCCGGCAUCAUUCUCUGUAUCUGGGGUGCCGUGUUGAUGUGCGCCGCCGCGUGCAAGACGUACCAAGGUAUCUACGCUCAGCGGUUCUUUCUCGGUUUCCUCGAGGCCGGCAUCGCUCCUAUAUUCAUGCUCGUUGUGGGUAGUUGGUAUAAGAAGAAUGAGCAGGCUUUCAGGAUGGGGAUAUGGUACUGCUGCACCGGAUACAUCUCCAUUUUCUCCCCACUGGUUAAUUACGGCCUUGGGCACAUCACCGGUGGCACUUUGGCACCGUGGCAAUACAUGUUUCUUUUCGCGGGCGCCCUGACGGUUCUCUGGUCGUUCGUCAUUUUUUAUAAAUUGCCUGGAGAUCCCAUAACCGCUACAGGGUUCACUGAACGUGAACGAUACAUCGCCGUGGCCCGCGUCCGAUCCAACAACACUGGCGUGCGCAACGUGCACUUCAAACCCAGCCAGGUCCUAGAGGGCCUUCUUGACGCUAAGUUCUGGCUAGUCUUCGCUAUGGCGUUUCUCAUGAUGAUAGCGAACGGGCCUCAGUCGACCUAUCAGGCCAUCAUCGUGGCCGGUUUUGGAUUCAGCUCACUCAACUCCCUCCUCCUUCUCAUGCCAUUCGGCUUUAUCAUCGGGAGCAUUGAACUUGGCGCACCUUACUUGGCGUACAAAAUCCCAAACAUUCGAACCUACCUCAUCGUUCUCUGCCAGUGCCUGACCGUGAUGUCGUCCCUCUUGCUCUGGAUUCUGCCCCGGUCCCAACUCGGCGGCCUCCUCGUCGGUGUCUACUUCUUGGGCUCCUUCGCCGGGAGCUACGUCCUCUCUAUGACGCUGUCAAUCGCCAACACCGCGGGCUACACCAAGCGCUCCUUCGUCUCAGCCGCUAUGUUCAUCGGCUACUGCCUCGGAAACGUGAUGGGGCCGAUCCUGUUCAAGUCCAAAGAUGCACCUAGAUACGUCCCGGCCUGGGUUGUGGUCGUGGUGACGUCCAGUCUCACAGCCUGCUUGACCAUGGUCUAUCGAUUCUUGUGCAUCUGGGAGAACAGGCGGCGGGACAGGACAGGGUCUUUGGAGGGAUUCGAGCAUGCUUACGAAGAUGACCUGACGGACAAAAAGAAUCCACAAUUUCGCUAUGUCUAUUGA
Molecule: messenger RNA, 1548 nt
Organism: Cladophialophora bantiana CBS 173.52
Lineage: Eukaryota; Fungi; Ascomycota; Eurotiomycetes; Chaetothyriales; Herpotrichiellaceae
Exons: 4
Coding region: 1-1548 (515 amino acids)
Biological process (GO): transmembrane transport
Cellular component (GO): membrane
Molecular function (GO): transmembrane transporter activity
Source: RefSeq, a predicted model, not a curated record